CAUCUUCACAUCAUACCAAUCUUUAGUGGACAAGUCCUGAAUUCCUCACAAUUCACAAGCUUAGCUUUGUUUACCAUCAAACAUGGUUAAAACCUCGCCAAAGCAGAAGCCCCCAAACAGCUUACAGAAGAAAUCACCAGAGUUCAAGGGAGUACGCCGGAGAAAAUGGGGGAAAUGGGUUUCAGAAGUGAGAAUGCCCAAAUCCCGAGCCAGAAUUUGGUUGGGAUCUUAUGAUACCCCUCAACAGGCCGCUAGGGCUUACGACUGUGCUGUUUACUGCCUCAGAGGAUCCCAAGCCAAGUUUAAUUUUCCCGACUCUCUACCGGAAAUUCCAUCUGCCUCGUCACUAUCUCGCGCACAAAUUCAAGCUGUUGCGGCCAAGUUCGCAAGGGAAGAAAUUCGGCAGGCGCCGGAUAAGUGCUCUGCAUUUUCUGGUCCCGAAUCGGUGUGUUUUACGGGCAGCCUCACGGUUUUGGAGGAGCAGGAGUGGAUGAAGUUGUUUGAGUCCCUUCUUCAGGAUAUUGAGAGAAACCCGUCCCUAAAGUUUGAGGAUUUCCCUGUGAUACAGAAUGGUGAUUUUCUUCCGGUAGAGGAAGAACAGGGGUGGAACACAAAUUUGAAAGUCACGUCAAGUGACGAAAUGUGAUCAGGAGGAGGGACUGUUUAACCGCUUCUCAACACUGGAAUUCUUCAUUCUUUUCUGUAUACAUUAAAAUUGGUUUUGCCAUUACUUCUAAUUCAUCUGAAAAUAUUUGAAUAUAGUGGAA
Cryptomeria japonica (Japanese cedar) is the source of this 767-nucleotide messenger RNA. Its product is annotated as ethylene-responsive transcription factor ERF017. The record is from RefSeq and is a predicted model, not a curated record. The transcript has a single exon. The coding region runs from base 83 to 646 and encodes 187 amino acids. Gene Ontology annotation, molecular function: DNA binding; DNA-binding transcription factor activity. Gene Ontology annotation, biological process: regulation of DNA-templated transcription. NCBI's taxonomy places the organism in Eukaryota, Viridiplantae, Streptophyta, Pinopsida, Cupressales, Cupressaceae.